UGUGUGUGUGUGUAUUGUAUGCAUGUGAUGUAAGGUCAUUCGCGUGAAAAUAUCAGCGAGGAAAAAAUCGAAUUUUUGUGUUUUGUGUGCUAGCUUCAUGAAUUAAGAACAAAAUAGGAAAGCUGGAAGAGCCAAAAAAUAGAAAAAUUCGCACUCAAGCAAAAACACCAAACGGAAGAUCCAAAGCAAACAACCAACCAACCAACAACAUCAACAGCAUCAACUAAUAUCAAAUUAAAUAACUAAGCCUAAUAACGUAUACAUUUAAAGAUCUAUUUAUAAAUUAAUAUUUACCAUAAUGAUUUAGUAAGUUAAGCUUAAAGUACAAAAAAAAAAAAAAAUAAGAAAAGCAAAGAAAAAGAAACACCACAACCAACAACAACAUCAACAACCAACCAACCAACAGCCACAAAUAAUUAAUCAAUCAUUUAACGGAGUAAAUUCACAAAUCUGUAAUAAAUGCAAAUGACAAGGAAAUAACGAAAACGACAACAACAACAAAUCACCGCCAACAACAACAACCACACAUCGGCAGCAUAAUUAACAACAACCAACAACAACAACGGAUCAAUACCAAAGAUGGAGGCAAAAUUCUUGGCUAGCGCUCUUUCAUUCCUCUCGAUAUUUUUAGCGAUUUAUGCUCAAUCACUUGCCAACGACCUGAGCAAGGAGUCCACAGAGUUCGAGGAGUCGCCGACCAUCUACUACGGCGACCCCGUGGUGAACCUGGGCCAGCCCUUCUCGAUCACCUGCAUAAUCCCGAUCACCGAUCAGAUUCAUUGGCUCAAGAACGGGGAGCCGAUCACGCGGCACAAUCUGCGGCACGGGCGGGAUGAUCAUGCCUACGUUCUGUCCGAGAGUGCAAUCGAGGGUGAGAAGCACAAGAUCGAGGCGCACCUGAGUGUGCGGCAUGCGCUCAAGGUGCACGAGGGUCGCUACCAGUGCAACCGGCGACGCGGCAGCUACAUUCUGCACGUGCGGGAUCCCAAGGGAGUUGGAGCGGGAGCGGGCGAACCCACCGAGUCCGGCUAUCAAACCAUUGACGAACUGACGCCCAACUCAGCGGAUGAUUUCUUUACACGAGCGUGGCUGGAGCAGCAGCAGCAGCAACAACAACAGUUGCCCCACCAGACGCACAAGCUGCACAAGUCGCAUUUGGGCUACGGAAAUGCCAGUCUGUCCGGGUCUCAGCCCUGGCAUCCGUCGGCCGGCGGAGGCGGCGGUAUCCACCGCGUUUACUCGGCCACACCGCCCGAUUUUCCACCUCCGCGCCUUAAUCUGCUGGAGCAGACGGUGGCGCCGCCAGAGCCACCGACCAUACUGUACAAUCCCAAUCCGACGCAUCCCACUGCCAGCGCCACUGCCACGGAGACCAGCGUGCUCCUGACGACGGCGCACCACCAUGUCCACCAUCAGCAGCAGCUGCAGCAGCAGUCGCAGCACACGCUGAACGCCUUCCAGCUGCCACUGCCGCCGCGACCCAAUCCCGGCCAAAAUGAGCGAUACCAGACCUAUGCACCGCACUAUGUGCCACCAGUGGUGGUAUCGGGAGCGGGCGCAGGCGCGGAACCGGGAGCAGGAGCAUCAGGAGAGCAGACCACCAUUUCAGCAGCCACCAGCACAAGGGCCAUGAUGGGUGGCGGUGGUGGUGUUGCUGGUUCGGGCUUUUCCGCGGGCGCCAGUGGCCCAAUGCUGGGUGCUGGCGGUCACAUGCUGAUGGGUGGUCAGGGGCAUCAGGUGCAUCUGCAGCACCAGACGCUCUUGCCCGUCAAGAUGGAUAAGUUGGUGCCAAACUAUGAUAAUGCCAUGCAUCAAAUGAAAUUUUACGACAUCAGAUCGCCGCUCGUUCUCAGCUGCAACGUGAAAGACGGUACGCCGGGCGGCGUGCUCAUAUGGAAAAAGAACGGCACCGCUGUGACGGAGGUACCUUCUCUAAGAGGUCGCUUUAAGUUAAUCGCAGACGAGAACAAGUUCAUCAUCGAUAAGACGGAUACGAACGACGAUGGCAAAUACAGUUGCGAGUUCGACGGAGAGUCCAAGGAAAUCGAAGUGAUUGCCCGCGUUGUUGUACGAGUGCCUUCAAAUACAGCCGUUGUGGAGGGUGAAAAGAUGUCGGUGACCUGCAGCGUUGUGGGUACCAAACCAGAGUUGACAUGGACCUUUGCCAAUGUAACGCUGACAAACGCCACAGAUCGCUUCAUCCUCAAACCAGACGAUAAUGGUGUUCCUAACGCCAUUCUGACACUGGACAAUGUGACAUUGGACGACAGAGGCGAAUACAAAUGCAUUGGACGAAAUGCGGCCAAUGUCCACGGUGGGAACACCACCGCUCCUGCCAGCGACGUCACAACUGUGCGUGUUAAGGGCAAAUUUGCCGCCUUGUGGCCUUUCCUGGGCAUCUGUGCUGAGGUGCUGAUUCUGUGCAUCAUCAUUCUCAUUUAUGAGAAGCGACGCAACAAGAGCGAACUGGAGGAGAGUGAUACUGAUCCCCAAGAACAGUAAGUGUGCUACUCUCCAACCCACACACCAACCAACCUACCAACCAAUCAACACCACACCACAACAAACAAAAUACCAACAACAUAAACUGUCAACACCAAAUAAUAUUAAAGAUCGGCAAACAAACAAACAAACCAGAAACAAAACGCAACAGAAGAGAAAAAAGUUGAAAUUUUAGUUUUAUACUGCAAAUUAAAGACGUUGAAGCUGCAGGCGAAUGCAGACCAGACACCAACAUAACCAUACGGAACCAGAUACAGAUACGGAUUCGGAGAAGCAACGUACUUACGGACGGACAGACAAACGGACGGAGGUGCGGCAGCUACAACAAUUAGUGAAAUUUUCUUAGUUAACAAUUUCUAAUAGUUACCACAAUGGGAAACGAAAAAUAAAUAUGAAUGAAUUUUGUGUUUGACGCAAACGGAUAUGCGAUAAAUUGAAAAGUUAAAUGUUAAGAAAUUAUAUAGAUUUUGCUAAUUUUGUAUUAUAAUGAAGUCCACUGUGCCUGGAGCGUCGCAAAGAAAUUAAUAAAAUAACGAGACCCAGAGUAGUGAAAUAGAGAGUGAUCCACUAAUCGUUGUGGUUUCUACUUUUUUCGAUGUGUGCUAAGCGAAUGCAAAUAUAUUCGUGAUCCGUAUAUUUGUUUCGCCCAAAACUCUGACAAACACAAAACGGAAACGGAAACACAAAACGAACGCACACAGACAGCACUCACUCACACCAACACAUCCGAGAGUUAAAACAAAAUAUGUAGUUCUCUAGAUAUAGAUACUAUAAACUUAAUUCAUCGUAAAUAUGCCCUAUAAUUUCUUGCUUUAUUCAAAUCGAAAAUUCAUUUUUCGCUGAGCUUGUUUCUGUUGCUUAAAAAACUACAAACGAAACUUAAUGAGAAAUAAUUACACGUACACAAAUCCUUUCUUUUUAUGUCAAAGUCCAGUCCAUAAUAUUAUUACUAUCAUGUAAAGGAAUAGGACAACAAAAUGUUAUCAACUUUGUUUUUAAGUACUUAUUGUUUAAUUAUAUACAUUUAAAAGAAACCCACAUUAAAAACAAAAAACACAGUAGUCAAAGCAAAAGUUGUCAUUUUGCUUUGAGAGAUACAAAAAACAGAAUUAAUCGUUACUUAUGUAUAUUAUAAAUCAUUAUAUAAGCUUAUUAAUUUCUUGGCAGUGAAUAAAACAUACACACGAAAACACAGAAGUCGUAGCUCAACACGUUUGCAUUGAUUUGGAAUUAUAAUUAGAAUUAUUUGUAUAUUGUACACAAAAGAGUAUUUUCCCCGCCACCCAAUGCCCCUCAACCCUGCCCCUCUAGUUGCGCACUUUCUGUUUUUCUUGUCGCCUCUGUUGAUUUUGCUGUGUAUAAACUCGAUAACUUUAUCAUUUCUAUUCUUUGUAUCUAGUAUCUAAACACUUGUGCUAUUCUCUACCGAUUACAACUAUCCAUUAUGAUUUUGUGAGUUUUGAGAUUGAUUUCUACCGAAAUAUAAAACAAACAACAACAAAAAAUACAAUUGUAAA
Messenger RNA from Drosophila mauritiana, 4019 nucleotides. It is a transcript of the gene Bsg, whose product is annotated as basigin. Lineage: Eukaryota; Metazoa; Arthropoda; Insecta; Diptera; Drosophilidae. Gene Ontology annotation, biological process: dendrite self-avoidance; axon guidance; homophilic cell-cell adhesion. Gene Ontology annotation, molecular function: cell-cell adhesion mediator activity. Gene Ontology annotation, cellular component: plasma membrane; axon. The transcript has 9 exons. The record is from RefSeq and is a predicted model, not a curated record. The coding region runs from base 580 to 2502 and encodes 640 amino acids.